AUCACAGUUUGUUAACAACCAUAUUUGUGUUAUUUGAGUUACUAUAUUUGUUUCAUGCAAGACAUUGUUUACAUUUGAUAUAUGGUAUUUUUUUACUUGUAGAGUUCACAAAUGGUGGUAUAUGGUGUUUUUUGACUUGUAGAGUUCACAAAUGGUUUGUGUUGCUAAAGAGAAAUAAUACGAAAAAAACGUUUUCAUUUUCCACAAAUCUUUUCAAAUAAAAGAUUUAUGACCGUGUCCAUUCAAGAAUGGCUCCUUUCCCCUGCUACUCCAAUUCCACUUCCUCGCCGCAUAUGACGUCUUCACAUCAACCCAUUCCAACGGCUGAUAGAAUCAGCGGCUUGCCGGAUUCAACUCUCUGUCAUGUACUCUCUUUUCUGUCAACCAAACAUGCUGCAACCACAAGUGUGCUCUCAAAGAGAUGGAAACCUCUAUGGCUCUCUGUCUUCACCCUUGAUUUCGACGAAACAGCCUUCAGAUUUUCACCCUCGAGAAUUUUCUCUGCUAUGCACUCGACAUUGCACCAGCGAGACAUCGCCCUACCAAUCCAUUCGUUUCGCUUCAUAUAUCAUCAGUAUUCUCUUUGCUACCAAAAUGAUAUCAAUCUAUUUAUUGAGUUCGUCCGAGAUAGAGGAGUACAAAAUUUCACUCUCAACCUAAUCGUUCCAGUUUGCGGUCCACCAUCAAUUGAAUUACCUCGUAGCAUUCUCAAUUGCGAGACACUAGAAGUUCUUAAGCUGAAAGGCAUUAAGAUUGGAGAUAUUUCUCAUAUGCAGGAUUUACCUCUACCCAAGCUUAAAACUCUCCAUUUGGAAGACGUACUUUUUGAAUGUAAUCAACAACUCUACAAUCUUUUAUUACGAUGCCCGCUUCUACAGGAUUUUGAAUCAAAACACAGUAUCAAUAUCGGAGACAAUAAAAACCUUCAUCUCCUAGAAACUUAUGAGGCCUUACCUAAUUUGAUCAAAGCUAAGUUAAAUGAUGAUCUUAUAAGAUGUCCGUUGAGUAUGCUUCGUAACACAAUCAUUUUGUGUGUAGAUAUGAGUAAGCGUUUAUGUUUCUUCGGCAAUCUUGUCUUGUUACGCACUAUUCCCACGUUUCAAAGAAUGACUCACUUGGAGCUUAACUUUAAAGAUAUCGAUUGGUUCGACAGAUGCAUCUGGUUGUUAGCAAUACUCAAACAGUCUCCCAAACUUCAAAUUCUUAUUAUUCAGGAUACUGGAGUUCUAGAAGAGAGGAAUGGCAUAUGCUGGAAGGAUCCCCAAAUUGCUCCAAAAUGUCUUUCAUCAGAACUUAAAUCUUGUUGCUUUAGUGGUUACAGAGGCACCGGCUGGGAUUUCAAAUUUGCAAAAUAUAUAAUAGAGAAUUCAAAAGUACUCAACACUUUGACAAUUCAUAGUAAAUGUUCCAUAGGUAUGAAUAAGGACCAAAUGUUAGAUGAUUUAUCUUCAUGCACAAGGGCCUCUACAACAUGCAAACUUUUAUUUGAUUGAUUUUCAAGGCUAUGCCAUAUCAGCAAUGGAUCCUACAUAUGCAACGGAUGUGAUGGUUUGAACGACUUGAAGUUUAUUUCAAAUUUUCCUCUAUAUCCAGUUUCACGUUUUCAUGUAAUUUGGGGAUUCUAGAUGCUCUUCACUUUAUUUUUUAAUUUUUGUUAUUGGUCAUUGUUUUAAAUUUGGAAUUAUAUCAGUUUUUGUUUAUUUGUCAUUGUUUCUCAAGUUUGCUAAUGGUGUAUUUUCUCUCUCACAAGCAAGGUUCUCAUCUUAUCGAUGUUUAUCAUUGUCCAGCUAUAGUUUUCUUUUCUCUUUUGACAUUUGAAUAACUGGUUCUCAUCUUAUCCAUUCCUGUGAAUCAAAUUUGACACGACAUCAUCUUACAUAAGCCUUAAAUUUGAAUCCAAGCUUCUGUUGCAGAAAUUUGAUUCCAUGACAGUAGGAAUUAUCUAUAGCCUAAGAUUUAUGUAGUGUGGGAACAACUUGCAUCAUCUCUUGGUACCUAUACAUGUUUAGUAGUGACAUGUUAUUUGAUUGAUGACCAAUCUCAUUCAUUUUGAAAGAUCAAUGAGUCAGUGAAGGAGUGAUCCUUAGUGAAGACUGCAAUAGAGUAGAGGUGGUGGGCCGAGACAUAUUUUUGUAAGAUGAAUUGGACCCUCGCCCUAGAAGCCACUAUGUAUGAACCUGAACUAAUUCCUUUCUUUAGGCACUUGAUCGAAAAGAUGUUACUGGAAAUAACUUCUAGACUUUAGGAUUUUAUAGUGGAAUAGGCUUUACCUGAAGCAAUAUCUUCAUCUUCAAUUUAGGCGCCACUUACAAGUUCUAAAAGUAAGAUUGAAAUUCUAGUAUUAGUAUAGUAUUACAGACCAAAGUUUUGUGUCAUGUGUUUAUAUAUAGUUUAUAUUUUAAUUUAAGCCUUGAUAAGAGAAAUGGAGUAGAAACAUACAAUGUCAAAGGAUAAAAGUAUGAGUCAUUGGCCAGCACUAGAAUUUUAACUAAUAAGAGUGAUGCAUCAAAGUGAAUAGCCUGGACAACCUAUAACUAAAGUGUACACUUUUAUAUAACAAAUGAUAUGAUAAAUAUAGGAUAAAAUAACAUUUGAAUGCUCUUUCCAUCAUGCAUUGGAACCUCAUUGAUAACUUUUUAUAAUCUAUGAUGGAAAUUCAUUACAUUUUUGCAGGGUGCUAUGUUGGUGUCGUUUUUGUUUUUUCAGCUUGUUGCUGCAGUUAUGUUUUCUUAGUAUUUAGUCAGCUUGUUAUUAUUAAUCCAUGCCAAGGAGGGAGAGCUUCCUCCUGCCAUGGUUUUAAAUCACGGAUUUGGUUGUGGUUGCGGUCACUGUUGCAGCUAAAGUGAAUAGCCUAGACAACUUAUAACUAAAGUGUACACUUUUAUAUAACAAAUGAUAUGAUGAAGAUAGGAUAAAAUAGCAUUUGAAUACUCUCUCCAUCAUGCAUUGUGUUGGUAGUUGAUUAGUUUGAUAAAAGAUAGUUUUAGAGAUUUGUUUAGAAAGAAGGCUAUGUCAUUGAUUUCUUGGAUGAUCAAU
This is a messenger RNA of Vicia villosa (hairy vetch), 3036 nucleotides long. RefSeq names its product F-box/FBD/LRR-repeat protein At4g00160-like. The transcript is spliced from 4 exons. The coding region runs from base 249 to 1493 and encodes 414 amino acids. NCBI's taxonomy places the organism in Eukaryota, Viridiplantae, Streptophyta, Magnoliopsida, Fabales, Fabaceae. The record is from RefSeq and is a predicted model, not a curated record. Gene Ontology annotation, molecular function: protein binding.